Messenger RNA from Daucus carota subsp. sativus, 1587 nucleotides. RefSeq names its product cysteine-rich receptor-like protein kinase 43. The transcript is spliced from 6 exons. Lineage: Eukaryota; Viridiplantae; Streptophyta; Magnoliopsida; Apiales; Apiaceae. Gene Ontology annotation, molecular function: protein serine/threonine kinase activity; ATP binding. Gene Ontology annotation, biological process: protein phosphorylation. Bases 202 to 1428 code for a protein of 408 amino acids. The record is from RefSeq and is a predicted model, not a curated record.
UCUUACCCCUGGUCAACACGCUUUAUUCAUAUCCGAGUUCUAUAGCCAUCUUCUUCAUUUAGACGUAAACAAAAGUUAUAAAAUCAUCACGGGGAGAUAUAAAUUGUUGGUGUUCUAAAUUAUACGAUAAAUCCAACAAUUCUUUAACAAAGUUACAAAAAGCAUUCAACAUAUUAUUCUGAUGGGCUCUGGAAAUUAAGCAUGACAACAAAGCCCAAAAGCUUUCUUCAAGCCUUCAUCAACCCUUUUAAAUUUCACUCCAAAAAAGAAAAAGAAGGAGAUUUAGAGACACUUGCUGCCCAAGAACAGCAGAAACAAUUCAGCUUUGAUACGCUAGUUGCUGCUACCAAUAAUUUUCAUCCGAGUAAUAAGCUUGGGCAAGGGGGAUUUGGCCCUGUUUUUAAGGGGAAGUUGGAAGAUGGGAGGGAGAUUGCUGUAAAGAAGCUUUCACAAAACUCGUCCCAAGGGAAGAAGGAAUUUAUGAAUGAGGCCAAGUUGUUGAUGCAAGUUCAACAUCGAAAUGUUGUUACCUUGCUGGGGUAUUGCGCUUAUGGUGUGGAGAAGCUACUCGUGUAUGAAUAUGUAGCUAAUGAGAGUGUCGACAAGCUUCUCUUCAAAUCUGGAAGUCGGGGAGAAUAUGAUUGGAAGAAGAGGUAUGCCACUAUUAGAGGUGUUGCUCGGGGUUUGCUUUACCUACAUGAAGAUGCGCACACUUGCAUCAUCCAUCGGGAUAUUAAAGCGAGCAACAUUCUGCUAGAUGAUAGGUGGAUACCAAAGAUUGCUGACUUUGGCAUGGCAAGACUCUAUCCCGAAGAUGAAACUCAUGUUCACACCCGUGUGGCUGGUACCAGUGGGUACAUGGCUCCAGAAUAUGUCAUGCAUGGCAAUCUAUCUAUCAAGGCAGAUGUCUAUAGUUUUGGUGUUUUACUCUUGGAAAUCAUCAGCGGUCAGAAGAAUUCAAAUUUCAACUUAGAUCCUGAUUGCCAGAGUUUACUUGAUUGGGCUUACAAAUUUUACAAGAGAGACCAAGUUCUGGAGAUUGUAGACAAAAAAUUGGCCUCUUCAGUGGUUCCUGAUCAGGCAGCAUUGUGCAUACAAAUAGGAUUGUUGUGCACACAGUCCGAUCCACAGUUACGUCCCACCAUGGGCCGGGUAGUAAUAAUGCUGUCAAAGAAACUAGGAUCACUUGAAGUGCCAUCAAGACCGGGAUAUGUUGGUGCACGGUAUAGAAGUUCUCACAGGGGUAAUACUUCAUCUUCUACUGCUGGUAUCAGUAAUAAAUCUAGUUCUCAAACUUCUUGUUUAACCAACAAUACCAGCAGUGCCUCUGCAUCAGCUACCGCAAGUGCCUCUGCAACUGCAAGCACAUCAACUCUUACAAAUGAUAGACCAGUAAACCAUCGCGGUAAGCGACCCAUGCAAGGAUAGGAUCAUCUAUUGAAAUUUUAUUUUAUUCUUUGUGUAAAUUAUGUAUCUAUGUUAUUGCAAUGCAAAUUUUCGGCAAAAAUGACUUGCUAGUAUUUGUAGAGGCCAGUUCUUGCAAUCCUAUGCAUCACAGGAAAUAGAACAAUAAUUUAACAGCUUUCA